This is a messenger RNA of Fundulus heteroclitus (mummichog), 2174 nucleotides long. RefSeq names its product solute carrier family 5 member 10 (gene slc5a10). Gene Ontology annotation, biological process: transmembrane transport. Gene Ontology annotation, molecular function: D-glucose:sodium symporter activity. Bases 169 to 2079 code for a protein of 636 amino acids. Gene Ontology annotation, cellular component: plasma membrane. The transcript is spliced from 15 exons. The record is from RefSeq and is a predicted model, not a curated record. NCBI's taxonomy places the organism in Eukaryota, Metazoa, Chordata, Actinopteri, Cyprinodontiformes, Fundulidae.
GGGGGGAUAUUUACUGGAUAAGAAGUGAGAGUUUAUAGGUUAAAAGUUAGCAGGGUGAACGUAACUUUGGGGAUCAGAGACCCUAGUUGUACGUCUUUAAAACUUGAAUCCUGGAGCUGGACGAAGAAAACAUUUCUGCUGUAAUCGUGACUCCCGAGACCACCGAAGAUGCCUAAUUCCACCAUCAACUUCUACGCCCGCUCGCAGUCCUUCAGCAUCUCUGAUAUUAUUGUCAUCGCGACAUAUUUUCUUCUGAACCUUGCCGUUGGCAUCUGGUCGUCAUGCAGGGUGAGCAGGAACACGCUGAGUGGAUAUUUCUUGGCUGGGAGGGACAUGGCCUGGUGGCCGAUUGGCUCGUCUCUUUUUGCCAGCUCGGAGGGCUCGGGUCUGUUCAUCGGCCUGGCGGGGACCGGGGCCGCCGGCGGCAUCGCUGUGGCCGGCUUUGAAUGGAACGCAACCUACGUGCUGCUGGCACUGGCUUGGAUAUUUGUUCCUGUCUACAUCUCCUCUGGGAUUGUGACAAUGCCGGAGUAUCUGGGGCGCCGUUUUGGAGGAGAGAGGAUCCGAACUUACCUGGCCGUCCUCUCACUCCUGCUGUCCAUCUUCACAAAGAUAUCGACUGACUUGUACUCUGGAGCCCUGUUUGUCCAGGUGUGCCUGGGAUGGAACCUCUACCUGUCCACAGUCCUCAUGCUGGUGGUCACUGCUCUCUACACCAUUGCAGGCGGGCUGGCAGCUGUCAUCUACACAGACACUUUACAGACAUUUGUCAUGAUUGUCGGUGCCAUCAUCCUUACAAUUACUGCUUUCAAUGAGAUUGGUGGCUACAGCAACCUGGAGCGGGUUUACAGCAUCGCGGUUCCCAGUAAAAUCAUCCCCAACAGCACCUGCCACCUGCCGCGGGCCGACGCCAUGCACCUGUUCAGAGACGCCGUCACCGGAGACCUGCCGUGGCCUGGCAUGACCCUGGGGCUCACCAUACUGGCCACCUGGUACUGGUGCACGGACCAGGUUAUUGUACAACGCUCCCUGUCGGCUAAGAACAUGAGUCACGUUAAAGGAGCGUCCAUCUUCGCCGGCUAUCUGAAGUUACUGCCCUUCAUCUUCAUCAUCCUGCCGGGCAUGAUCAGCCGAGCUCUCUACCCAGACUCUGUGGGAUGUGUGGAUCCAGAGGAGUGUGUGCGGGUGUGUGGCGCUGAGGUGGGAUGUUCCAACAUCGCCUUUCCCAAACUGGUCAUUGAGCUCAUGCCGAGUGGCUUGAGGGGGCUUAUGAUAGCUGUGAUGAUGGCAGCUCUGAUGUCGUCACUGACCUCCAUCUUCAACAGCAGCUCCACGCUCUUUACCAUGGACAUCUGGAAAAAACACCGCCCACGAGCCUCUGAGAGGGAGCUGCUGUUGGUUGGCAGGAUUGUGACUGUGAUCCUGGUGAUGGUGAGUGUGGUGUGGAUCCCCAUCCUUCAGUCAGCCAACAGCGGCCAGCUCUUCGUCUACAUCCAAUCAGUGACGAGUUACCUGGCCCCGCCAGUCACGGCUGUCUUCACGCUGGCAGUCUUUUGGAAGAGGACCAAUGAGCAAGGUGCAUUCUGGGGCCUGAUGGUGGGUUUGGUGGUAGGCGUGUGCAGGAUGGUGUUGGAGUUCGCCUUCCCUCCUCCCAGAUGCGGUGUUGCGGAUUCAGCUCCCAUGGUCUUACGUGGCGUCCAUUACCUCCACUUCGCCAUUCUGCUCUGUGGACUCACUGCCAUCGUGGUAGCUGUGGUGUCACUUCUCACACCGCCGCCCAGCCACGAACAGGUGUGUAACCUGACCUGGUGGACAAUAACUGAGGAGCAAGAAAGAGAAAUCCCCCUCCAGAAAGUGUCCUCUGUCAGCCACCGUAACUCACAUGGAUCUAAGCGGACUCGUCGGGCGGUGUGCGGACAGGGCGCAGGAUUGUGCAUCUCAGCCAUGCGGUGCUCAGAGCAGCCUCCGACUGCCAGAGUUCCCACCAUUCGAGAGAGUGUGUUCUGGUCCAGGUUCUGCUGCGCCAACGCCAUCCUUUUGGUCAGCAUUAACAUUUUCCUGUAUGCGUACUUUGCCUGAAUGGGCGAUCAGGUUUGAUACCGUACCUCACCAUGCCUCCCGCUGAUCUAUUUUCAACCUGUAAACUGCAAAAUAAAGGAGGUUGGAUGAGGUUA